AUGGGUGAAAUGCCAGCAGGGCCUAACGCCUUCGUUGACACUGCAGAGACGGAUGGUGUGAUGACAGCGACAACCUUUGGAUUGAACAUAUUCUUUCCCAUCGGCAGCGUCUUUAGAUCAGUCGCCUUCGGACUCAACGCCAUGGAGAUAAGUUACUGGAAUAGUGCAAUCAUACCAGCCUCCCCAAUCUGUGCGUAUGGUGGACCAGUCCUGUUUUUGAUUGUUCAAGUCGCCGCGUUGUUCGGUAUUCCUGUGUGGUCGGAAAGUUCUUUGAUUGCAGACCCGGAAAAGUUACCAGGAUUCCCAAGUGACGAAGUAAGGACGGAAAAGGUCCAAAUCGAGAUCACAGCUGACACUCUGGGAGCCUUGCACCUCACAAAGCCCCUUGGACAGAAUGUCACGGACAAGGAUAUCUCUAUCGGGAUUGGUAAAGGCGAGUUACUGGCACCCAUUGGAUCUAGUGGCGCGGGCAAGUUGACGUCGAUCGACUUGAUCCGAGAAGAGCUGACGGAAGAUUACGGCAACGGAUAUCUCUACGAAGAGGACGCAAUGAGUGUCUCUGCACAGAGGCAUCUCGGCUCUUGCGCCAAGUACGAUGCCCUGGACUUGUUGAACACCAAAGAGUAUCUGAUUUUCUUCGCAAAGAUCGAGGGCGUCGAGAAUGUUCAGUGGAAUGUUGACAUAAUCAUGGCAAAGCUGGGCCUGUCACCGUUUGCCAACCGACCAUCCCCUAAGCUCUCGGGUGGGAACAAGCAAACAUUGAGUCUCGCCAUAGCAUUGAUGGUCCUUGUAUUGGACGAGCCGACGUCAGCCAUGGGCGCCGUGGCCAAGCAAGCGUUCUUGAAGAUCACCCGCCAAAUCUCCCCAGAUCGCUCAUUGUUGCUCAUCCCGCCGUUAUGUCGCGACGAAUUCUUGCCAUCGGCAACACAUGAAACCGCGUCUGAGAUACAGAAAUCUCUAUUGCAUUUGAAGACUUCCCAAAACAGCACUGUUGUUCACAGUCGCAGAGAAGACUUCCGUCAGUUCUUGGGUGCAUGA
This is a messenger RNA of Colletotrichum navitas, 1038 nucleotides long. Its product is annotated as P-loop containing nucleoside triphosphate hydrolase protein. The coding region runs from base 1 to 1038 and encodes 345 amino acids. The transcript is spliced from 6 exons. Gene Ontology annotation, molecular function: lipid carrier activity; ABC-type transporter activity; ATP hydrolysis activity. Gene Ontology annotation, cellular component: intracellular membrane-bounded organelle; membrane. Gene Ontology annotation, biological process: transmembrane transport; lipid transport. NCBI's taxonomy places the organism in Eukaryota, Fungi, Ascomycota, Sordariomycetes, Glomerellales, Glomerellaceae. The record is from RefSeq and is a predicted model, not a curated record.